UGAGUUAUUUUUCGAUCAACUGUAUGAGUCUGAGACUGAGUCUGAGUCUGAUGCUCUAAGCAUCCACAAUCAAUCAUCCAACACCAACAUAGAAGAAAGCGAGUUCGUGUUUCCCCAGAUUCUUUACUUCACUCCCGUUCUCUCUCUUUCUCCCACGGUAUCACGCGCAAUAUCAAUCCCGCCCCGCCCACUGCACAUGGCCUCCAAUAUAAUUACGGUGGCGCAGGACGGCACCGCCGACUACACCACGGUGCAAGAAGCCAUUGAUGUGGUGCCGCUGGGCAACAAGUGCCGCGUUGUCAUUCGUGUGGCUCCCGGAGUUUACAGGCAGCCGGUGUACGUUCCUAAGACCAAAAACCUCAUCACACUCGCCGGACUAAGCCCCGAGGAUACGGUUUUAUCGUGGAACAACACCUCCGCCAAAAUCGAGCACCACCAGUCGGCGCGUGUCAUUGGGACUGGGACGUUUGGUUGCGGGACUGUUAUUGUUGAGGGGGAGGAUUUCAUCGCUGAGAACAUUACUUUUGAAAACUUUGCCCCACAGGGGUCGGGCCAGGCUGUGGCGCUUAGGGUGACGGCUGAUCGUUGCGCGUUUUACAAUUGCAGGUUUCUUGGAUGGCAGGAUACACUAUAUUUGCACUAUGGGAAGCAAUAUCUACGAGAUUGCUACGUUGAAGGAAGUGUAGACUUCAUUUUUGGUAAUAGCACUGCCCUUUUGGAGCAUUGUCAUAUCCACUGCAAAUCCACUGGAUUUGUAACUGCGCAAAGCAGAAAAUCUUCUCAAGAGUCAACUGGAUACGUGUUCUUGAGAUGUGUGAUUACUGGCAACGGAGGAACAGAAUACAUGUAUCUUGGACGACCAUGGGGACCCUUUGGGAGGGUGGUCUUUGCCUAUACAUACAUGGAUGCUUGUAUUAGAAAAGUUGGUUGGAAUAACUGGGAAAAGACCGAGAAUGAACGAACCGCUUGCUUUUAUGAGUACCAGUGCUAUGGACCAGGUAGUUGCCCGUCAAAACGAGUGACAUGGGCCAGAGAGCUGAUAGAUGAAGAAGCUGAGCAGUUUCUCGGUCAUAGUUUCAUCGACCCAGAUCCACAACGGCCAUGGCUAGCCCCGAUGAUGGCUGUAAAGAUACCAUAUUCAGCUAUGUAGAAAGAAGUAAGGUGGGUUGUCAUCCAUAGUUUGACAAAAACGAGAAGAAGCAUAUGUGAUGUGUUGUAAUAGGUGCAGAAAGAAAUAAGGUUGAUUGAGCAUCUUAUGUUGAAUACUCUUUGUUUUACUGAACAUGUGGUUUCCAUGUUAGGAAUGUAUGUAUUCAUUGCCUUUUCAGGGUACUAUUAAAUUAUGUGACAAAUUUCUUUAA
Sesamum indicum (sesame) is the source of this 1361-nucleotide messenger RNA. It is a transcript of the gene PME31, whose product is annotated as pectin methylesterase 31. NCBI's taxonomy places the organism in Eukaryota, Viridiplantae, Streptophyta, Magnoliopsida, Lamiales, Pedaliaceae. Gene Ontology annotation, molecular function: pectinesterase activity. The record is from RefSeq and is a predicted model, not a curated record. Gene Ontology annotation, biological process: pectin catabolic process; cell wall modification.